CCCCACGAGCAGUUGCAGAUAGGAUAAAUUUGGGGCUGAUACCAUCGUGUGAACAAUAUUGGCCUACUGCCGCAGAAGUUUUAAAGCCCUCUGGUGGAAAUUUACAUGUUCAUGGAAAUGUCUCAUCGUUUUCUUCUGGUCACAAUGCAUUAUCCGAGUGUGAAGUUUGCAUCAGGUUGUUGCAGUCAUUAUCAGUAGGCCUAGAUACUACUGAACCGUCCGUUUUGAGGGGUUUAGGUGGAUUUGAAGUAGACUCUGUACUCAAAAGGGAUGUUCAAAUCAAAUGGACCAGUAGGGCUAGUGACGAAUCUAAUAUGAAUUGGAAAAAGAUAGAAUGGUUUAUUUGGAGUAUUCAUACUUGCCAUUCUUUUUGUUCUCUUUUGACCAAAGUAACAAACAGCCAUUGGGUAGUCAAACCAACAUCUCUACACCGAGUAAAGGCCUACGCUCCUCACAUUGACCAUCUCGUUUUGGAUAUAAAUUGUCAAAACUCUGUUUUAACUGUGUUGUAACUGUGAAACACUGGCUUCUACCUAAAGAUAAAGCUUCUUCAUUGAGAAAUAGUUUAGGAUAAUUUCAAGGUAUAAAAAUACAACAUGGGAAAAGACUAUUACAAGAUUUUAGAAAUUAAAAAAGGAGCGACAGAUGACGAAAUCAAAAAGGCAUACAGGAAAUUGGCUCUUAAGUACCAUCCGGACAAAAAUAAAACACCUGGCGCUGAAGAAAAGUUCAAGGAGGUGGCAGAAGCCUAUGAAGUGUUGAGUGAUAAGAAGAAGCGCGAUGUCUAUGACCAGUUUGGUGAAGAAGGUUUGAAAGGAAACGUCGGUGGACACACUGGUGGAGGGUCGUCGCCCGGUGGUGGAAACUUUACUUACACCUACCACGGAGACCCGAGGGCAACGUUCGCUCAAUUCUUUGGCACAGCAAGUCCUUUCGGCACCUUCUUCGACCUCGGUGGUCCUAACAACAGGAUGUUCGCCUCCUCCUUUGGCGGUGACGAUGAUAUGGACACAGACAUGGAUCCGUUUGGCCUCUCGGGCAUGGGCAUGGGCACAAGAGGCGGAGCUGGCGGUGCUUUCCGUUCACAUUCCUUCAACAUCCACGGAAACAACGCUAACCGAGGAAAAGACAAAAUACAAGACUCGCCUAUCGAACACGACCUGUACGUUACAUUGGAGGAUAUUGUCAGAGGUUGUACAAAAAAGAUGAAGAUCUCAAGAAGAGUGUUACAACCAGACGGCACUGCCAAAAAAGAAGACAAAGUUUUAACGAUAAACGUCAAACCUGGCUGGAAAGCUGGAACAAAAAUUACCUUCCAAAAAGAGGGUGAUCAGGGAAGAAACAAAAUUCCUGCAGACAUUGUGUUCAUCAUCAGAGACAAACCUCAUCCACUCUUUAAAAGAGAGGGCAGCGACAUUCGUUACACCGCCAAAAUAUCUCUGAAACAGGCCCUUUGUGGAACGAUAGUCGAAGUGCCGACGCUCACCGCAGAGAAGAUCCCAAUCAACCUAACCAACGAGAUUGUGAAGCCAACGACGGUGAAGAGGCUGCAGGGCCAUGGACUACCGUUUCCCAAGGAGCCAAGUCGUAAGGGAGAUCUCCUAGUUGCGUUUGACAUCAAGUUCCCUGAAAACCUGUCGGCCAGCGUCAAGGACAUUCUGUAUGACACAUUACCUAAUUGAAGAUCAAGUGGCGCAAACGAAAAUAUCAUAACUCUCUCCCGAAGAAAUCCGGUUUUGGAAGGUAUUUUGGAUCUGCACUUCCGUAACUGCAAACAGAAACUGCGGAGUGGAUUUGCUAAGUUGUGUUCGGUGUGCGCGAUCUUCUCGGAUGCAGUUAGUGCCACAGUUUAAAGGCCUCUUCAGGCUUGAAGGUCCUGGCCAAAAUUUGUACUUAGAUUUUAAUUUGAUAAAUAGAUUCCUGAAACUGUUUUUAUGAAUUUUCCCUGUAAAUUGUAUGAUAUUUAAGUUCCUAACCCUAUCAUUCUUCUUCUGACAGGAUGCAAGUUAUUUAUGUAACGCUAGAGCGAAAUGAAUUUUAGAAAAAAAAUUAUGUUCUGUGAACAAACCUACUACUUGUAUUUUUAACUCGAUUUGUUUCCAUUUUUUGUGUAAUAGGUUCUUUGUUGAUAAUAAUAUCAGGACCAGCUAGGAUGCUUCGCCUCUUGGUUUUGGUUUGUAACAUGAUAACUGCUAUUUUAUUUUAAUUUUGUACAUAUUGUGUUAAUAAUUUUGUUAAUAUUAGUAUUAAGGUGAUAUGAUUAUUUUAUUAUAAUCUAUUGUUUUCAUUAAGAAUAGCUAUUUGUAAAAUAAACAACUCUUUUUCCUA
Molecule: messenger RNA, 2328 nt
Organism: Macrosteles quadrilineatus (aster leafhopper)
Lineage: Eukaryota; Metazoa; Arthropoda; Insecta; Hemiptera; Cicadellidae
Product: dnaJ protein homolog 1-like
Exons: 3
Coding region: 597-1682 (361 amino acids)
Biological process (GO): tRNA methylation; negative regulation of transcription by RNA polymerase II
Cellular component (GO): cytosol; cytoplasm
Molecular function (GO): tRNA methyltransferase activity; protein-folding chaperone binding
Source: RefSeq, a predicted model, not a curated record